Triticum turgidum subsp. durum (durum wheat) is the source of this 993-nucleotide messenger RNA. The record is from the annotation of a GenBank genome assembly. NCBI's taxonomy places the organism in Eukaryota, Viridiplantae, Streptophyta, Magnoliopsida, Poales, Poaceae.
AUGUCGGUUUUUUUUGUAGGUGGCCCACUGGAUUAUUUGUUUCUAGCUCAGCCACUGCCUCAGAAUAGUUUAGGACCUGAGAAGUCCUUUACUCCAUUAGGCAAAACAAUGGAGGACUGUGCAGCCACCCCUGUUCGCCGCCCUGCCGACCCCUCUUCCCCAUCCCCAACCCCAUCUCCCUUAUCUCUGCGCCAGUGGCGCCCAGCGGCGCAGCGCAACCUGCGCAACCAGUGGUCGCGCCUGCUUGCCGCCAAGACCCGGUGGCUGGACGCCGCCGCCAGCGGCCGCUCCCAUGCCGCCACGCUCGUCAACGCCUACCUCUCCCGCAGUUACAUGCCAGGGAUGGAUUUGGGGGUGCUCAAGGACAUGCCCAGGAUCCGCGACAGGGCGAGCGCCAAAUUGACCCACAAGGAGGUGCAAUGCCGCGAGAUGCUUCUAUCAGCCUACAAGGAGAUGGUCUGUGCCAUGUCCGACUUGGUUAAAGCUUCUCAUGCCAUGCGGUGUUUCUCCAAAGUAUCUUCUGGUAGCCCACUAGUCCGAUUUACUGAUCGGCAGGAUGAUUUGAAUGAUUUAGGGGAUGGUGGAGGAGCUCCAGUAUACAGAUGGAUCUCCAUGUUAGAAUUUGAAAACCUCGCCAAAGAGCUUGUUGAGAUGUUUGUUUCAGAGCUACGAUUGAAGAGACUGAUUGUCUUGGACCUCCUGUCAAUUAACUUAAAAGAAGGUGCAGAUCCUUCAUUAGAAUGGUCAGAUGAGUUAUAUGACGGGGAAUUCAACGAAUUUCAGAGGAUUGGCCUGGGGUCUGGAGACAGCUUCCCACUACCUGAGAAUUGGAAGGCUGAUGUCUUACAGGCACGGCGACCUGGACAUACCCCAUCCCAUGAGGUUUUACAGGUUUAUUUAACCUCUUGGCUUGCUAAUGUGAACAUCAAGACGAGUAGAAUUGACGAAAUAUUUGAGCUUGUUGAGGAAGAGAUGCAGAUCAAAUUGCGUUGA